Molecule: messenger RNA, 2244 nt
Organism: Ruditapes philippinarum (Manila clam)
Lineage: Eukaryota; Metazoa; Mollusca; Bivalvia; Venerida; Veneridae
Exons: 11
Source: RefSeq, a predicted model, not a curated record
CUGAAGAAAAUAGACUUAAAGGAAGAAUACCCAAUUGCCGUGUACACACUGCUUGUCAAAAAAUAUUUGGAGAUAAAAGUCGCCACCUUAGAAAAACUUAUUGCAAAAUGCGAAGGCUCGAUUUCAGACGAAGUUUUGACAGGAACCAGACAGCUAUUGCUUCAAGUAGAAGAAAGUAUAACAGAAGAUGAACCUGCUGAUUUAUCAGAACUUCAAGAAGAAAAUAACAAACUGAAAGAAAGAGUAAAGGAACUCGAAAAUGAGCGGGACAGUUUACAAUCGAUAGUCAACCAAAAGGAAGAAGAGAACAGUUGGAUAAAGCCACUUGUUGACGACCAUGUGGAUUUCAAGGCUAUACAAUUCAUUGCAACCGUCGCAGAAUCUCGAAAGGAGUUUUUUCUUUUGCUUGAGUCGUUGCCUUUUGCUAUCAAAGAAAAGCCAGAAGUUGUGAGUCAGCAUCAACAAGAGCAUAUUCACGAAAUUCCUGAUCCCUCGCUGGUGACAUCUAACCUACAAAAGUUGGAUUCUGAAAAAUUCUGGGAGUGGAAUUGUGAUACAAAUCCUAAACAUUGGCGACAGUGGUUCGGACUGAAGGAGAAUUUCGAAGAUUACUGCAAGCAUCUUGUAGACUGUUGUCAAUCCAUUGCUUCGUUGGUCAACUUGAUUAUUCCUUUAUUCAAAGGAGCUUUCAAACAAAAUAAACAAGAGACACUAGAAUUGUUAAACAGGCAUAUGGUGAAAGAGGUGGGCAAGUUUAUUUGUGAAACAAGAAACUUUUAUGUAUUUUUAGAUAAUCUGAAGUCAAACUUCACUGGAUAUCAGAAUUGUUCGUAUAAAUCAGAUUUUGUGAGAUAUGAAUCAUACUUGGAAAAGAUAUUACCUGGUUUUAGAAAAUACCCGUGUUUUUGCAUAUAAAUUUAAAGAAGCUGUUCAAAAAGGAUUGAUCGAGUUUGCUGAUGAUAAUAUAAGUGUAUUCCACACUUUAAAAUGGAUCUGUGAAAAGUAUGCUGAAGGUGUUGAAGAGGUCAUAACAAGUUAGGCGCGAUAUUCGGCAAGCAAUUUCGAAAUUUUUCAAGAGAGUGGAGCGUGUUUACUAGCAUAUAAAUGAUUUAAUAGGAGUUACAAUAUAGUAUACAACUUUAUUAACAAGUGCCACGAGUGUCAUAAAGCGAGCCUGCAGCAGCGAAUAUAAUAUUCUUUUCAACGCAUGACGACUUAACAAAUUAAACUUUUUUUAAAAAGUUUUGCAACCAGUGAUAAUGUUGAAGAUGAAUAUCAUUCCGUCAAAGAGUUUUGGUAUUUACAUAAUGAUGAUUUGCAACGAGCCAUAUACUAUAGAUACUAGAUUGCAUUUUGGUUUUGAAAUAUUAUAUGCUUUUGAUUAUGGUAUAUAUUUUUGUUACACUGUCUUUGUGUGUUUGUCAUCCAUUUGAAUUGAAUGUGUUUUUGUGAAGGAUUAUGAAAGAUUUCAUUGGAAUUCAAAAAGGAUAUAACACAUCAUAUGCGGACAUAAAACUUAUUUAAGAACUGUUUUCAAUAUUAAAUGUAUGUAUUGAAUUUGCACACUUAGAUAUUUUGUAUAUACAAUGUUUGCAAAAUGUUAUCAUGUUUUCAUGUUGUAAAUAUUCAUGACUUGGUGGCCAUUUUGUCAAGUCUGCAACUAAUUUUCUCACUUUAAACAAGUGUGCAAUCACUUCAUGUCCUGUCCCUUGCAUAAGAUCUUUUCAUAUACAUGUAUGCUAAAAUAGUAAAUGGCGCAUGCUCGAUUUGAUUGGGCUUGCUGAUGGGUGAUACUAGUUAUUGUAAGCUACUUUCCACGCUUUCAAGCACUGGCUUAAGCAGAAUUCAACAUUUGAUCAAUUGGACUGUGUUUACUAGCAUAUAAAUUAUUUACUAUGAGUAACCAUAUAGUAUACAACUAUAUUAACAAGUGCAAGGAUUGUCAUAAAGCCAGCCUCCAGCAGCGAAUAUAAUAUUCUUUUCAACACGUGACGAUUUAACAAAUUGAACGAAUUGAACUUAAUGAAAAUUAUUUUGUUUUGACUUUAUACGCGCGCUUUUAUAUGCUUUUUUAUUUGUUUUUCUUUGUUUUGUUUUCUCUCAUGAAAUAUAUAUGCGAAAAAAUUGACGUCACAUACCCGUGCCGAUUUUGUGACUCCGUAAAAACGGUACCGCACGGUCGUGCACAUAUUUCAGACAUUCCGUCAUUUACCUUAUACAAACAUUGUGUGUGUUAUCAUUACA